AUGGAGAAAAAAAACUCUCACGCCGACCUCUAUGCCCUAACACAGGUACGCCAAGAAUCGCUUCGGUCAUUCGUAGGACGAUUCAAGGAAGUCAUCGUCACUGGUUCAAUCCCAGACGCUGCGACUAUCGUCGCACUCAAGGAUACCCUAUGGUAUGAAUCUCGGUUCAAGGAAGAGCUGUCCUUGUCACACGUGGAAACCAUUGCCGACGCAUUGUGCCGAGCAGCCAAACAUAUUGAGCUCGAAGAGGAAAAGGCCGUCAAUGCUAAGAAGCACACAACGACAAAGAGCACCAUGGCAAAAGAGCCAACGGUUAUAGCUCCAAAAACCGAGCACGUCGAGCCCCGACAACAUUUCAGUCGGAAUCAAGAUCAGACUCGUGGGACUUUCGCGAUCAACGACGACGCACAACAGAAACAACUAUGGAUCGUAUAUGUCCAAAGGGAAGGAGGGGGAAGUAGCGCGACCCAAUACUGUGAUUACCAUCAAAGUUCCACUCAUGCAACCGAGGAGUGCCGCUACCUACAAACAAUCUUGAUGGAACGAUACAAAAAGGGCGCAAUAGUCGUCGAGUCUGACAGAAGCAAGGCACUCCGACCAGAGAGAAGCGAUACUAAGCGAGGUGAAACUGUUGCCCGAAAGUUUGUAAGCAAGGAUUCCAAGAUUCUCGACGACCAAAGUGGGGACGAACUGGAGAUGCCGGAUGACGUCGCCCACGAGAAACGACCACGUACAGAUCGAAAGCUCAAGCAACAUCCACCACAACCCAGGCGACAGAUAAAUAUGAUUAUGGGAGGGUUAGCAGAGUGUAACGACUCGGUCAGGUCAAUUAGGGACUACACUAAGAAAACCGAGAUGAAAAAGUCCUGGCCAUCAAGAGUUGACUCCCCGAACACACGUAUAUCCUUCGACAAUAGCGACCUCGAGGGGUUAGAUCUACCACACAACGACCCAUUGGUCAUCGAGCUUCUCAUAAGCGAGAGCCAAGUCACAAAAAUCCUGAUCGAUACCGGAAGUUCAGUAAAUGUGAUCUUCAGGAAUGUCCUCGCACAAAUGGAGGUAAGCGAGAGCGACAUCAUGCCAGAAUGCCAUUCGCUAACAAGGUUCGAUGGAGACUUCGUCAUGUCAAUCGGCACCAUAGAUCUGCCGAUCUUUGUUGGUGGAACAGCUCAGUAUUUUUGGUUCGCUGUCAUAGACAAGCCUACCAUCUUUAACGUCAUCCUGGGAACCCCGUGGCUCCAUAAGAUGCACGCAGUUCCGUCGACGUACCAUCAGUGUGUCAAGUUCCCAAUCCCAAAAGGAGUAUACACACUGCGCGGCAACCAGCAGAGCGCGAGAGCGUGUUUUCUGAUUGAACAUAAGAUUCGCACAUCGAAGAGGUUAUAG
Camelina sativa (false flax) is the source of this 1386-nucleotide messenger RNA. The record is from RefSeq and is a predicted model, not a curated record. NCBI's taxonomy places the organism in Eukaryota, Viridiplantae, Streptophyta, Magnoliopsida, Brassicales, Brassicaceae.